Molecule: messenger RNA, 932 nt
Organism: Helianthus annuus (common sunflower)
Lineage: Eukaryota; Viridiplantae; Streptophyta; Magnoliopsida; Asterales; Asteraceae
Product: protein RER1A
Exons: 3
Coding region: 72-746 (224 amino acids)
Biological process (GO): retrograde vesicle-mediated transport, Golgi to endoplasmic reticulum; protein retention in ER lumen
Cellular component (GO): Golgi membrane
Source: RefSeq, a predicted model, not a curated record
AGGCAUAUUCCCGUUUCCUCCAUCUAUCUACCCCCAAAUCAGUUUCCCCACACACCCUCCACGACGGUACCAUGAUGGAUCCCGGAUCCACCCCCACCCCCACCCCCACAACCACCACCACCGCCGCCACUCCCACCACAGACGCUGCACCGUCGUCCGGCGCCCUACAUUCAACCGACACACCCGCAGCCGCCGUCCAACGUUGGGCCUUUGUUAUCUCACAACGCUUCCAACACCUGCUGGACAAGUCAACUCCGUUCUUGCUCUACCGUUGGAUCGUCUUCUGCGUGAUCGCGAUCAUCUACACUGCGCGCGUGCUCUACUUGCAAGGGUUUUAUGUGGUGUCGUACGCGCUUGGGAUUUAUAUUCUUAAUCUCCUCAUAGGGUUUCUGUCUCCUCAGGUUGAUCCCGAGUUUCAAGACCUUUCUGAUGGCCCGGUUCUUCCUAAUCGGAGCUCCGAUGAGUUUCGCCCCUUUGUUCGUCGCCUUCCCGAGUUUAAGUUUUGGUAUUCUAUAACGAAAGCCUUUUGCAUUGCUUUCGUGUUGACAUUCUUCGGUGCAUUUGACGUGCCUGUUUUUUGGCCUAUACUCCUUUUUUACUGGAUCAUAUUAUUCACUCUCACCAUGAAGAAACAAAUACUGCAUAUGGUCAAAUACAAAUAUGUCCCAUUUUCCUUUGGAAAACAGAGGUAUGAUGGAAAGAGGGCAAAUCCAGCUGAGACUUCGAGUCUUGUUCCUAGAGACUGAAAGAUUGAAAGUUUUUCGUAAGUUUUAUUUCCUGUACUACCCUCGACUCACAUUAUAGAUUUAAUGGUUUGCUGACCUGCUCGUUCUAGAAGAUAAUUUCGUACAGGUUUUAAUUAGCCGUAAAAUUUUAGACGAAGGAAGCUUUGGUUUUUAUAUAAAGGGCUAUUCAAAUUCAGUAUCGUAUCU